This is a messenger RNA of Talaromyces marneffei, 645 nucleotides long. RefSeq lists its product as uncharacterized. The record is from RefSeq and is a predicted model, not a curated record. Lineage: Eukaryota; Fungi; Ascomycota; Eurotiomycetes; Eurotiales; Trichocomaceae. The coding region runs from base 1 to 645 and encodes 214 amino acids. The transcript has a single exon. Gene Ontology annotation, cellular component: mitochondrion.
AUGUCCUGGCUUCUGAAAAGAUGGCUCUUGCCACCCGAGGAAAAACCAUCAUCACAAUCUCCAACACCGACGAUAGACAACAAUAACAACACCACAACCCAACAACUACAACAAACAAAUACCACCGCCACGACUGCUCCUGCUCCUCCAAAAGAACCGCCUCUAAUUCCCAACAAUGCCAAACUACUCAUCAGCGGCCUACUUUUCUUCUCCCUCUCCGCGCUCAUAACCCGUCGCGCCCUGAGCCGGAAACACCUCUCCACCGUGCCGCCCUUCUACACAAGCAGCCCGUUCCACAAACCCAGCAUAAGCGGCGGGCAAGACGCUUUCGAGGCACUCAAUAUCGCCACUAUAAACACCGUCUCGAUAGCCAUGAUUGCCGCCGGCGCAACUUUUUGCGUGAUGGAUAUUGAUUCCGUCGAAACUGCGAGGAAACGGUAUAGGGAGAAGAUGGGGUUGGAGGGUAGCCUCAAAAAGGGGGUGAUGCCGUCGAAGGAGGAAGAAGAGCAGUUUGAGAGGGAUAUGGAGGAGUGGUUGGGCACUGUGUUUGAGAAGAAGGAUUUGGGGGAGGUGAGGAGGAGGGUUGAGGAGGCCAGGCAGAGAGAUAGAGAGAAAGCUAAAGAGCGGGAGGAGCAGCAGCAGUAG